This is a messenger RNA of Lathyrus sativus (Indian pea), 216 nucleotides long. The record is from the annotation of a GenBank genome assembly. Lineage: Eukaryota; Viridiplantae; Streptophyta; Magnoliopsida; Fabales; Fabaceae.
AUGAUUCUCCUGUUGUCCACUAAAUUUGUUUUGAAAUUGGUUUUAUGGCCGAGCUUUUUAGGCGGAAAUUUGGGCGUGGCUGGCGACCUUCAAAGAGGGGCUACCAUUCACAAGGCAUAUGUUGUUCAUUUUACGGGUGGAAGAGCGUUGGUCCCGGUUAUUGCAACUUAUGUUCUACAACUCAUCUUGAAGAAUUUUGCCAUGAGAACAACAUAA